AUGGUCAAGGGCCCACCUUACUCCGAUGGAUUACCAUACCUCAAGCGCUCGUUUGAAAGAUGGUGUUCUACCAAUCGUCCUGCAUGGACGCCAAGUGAAAUCAAAUGGACUGCUAUAACGUUAUGGCACGGCGUGCCCGAAAUUCAAACCGAGUAUCGACGCAAGGUUGGAAAGAAGUUUACAUAUCCAAUGUAUAGACCAGAUCUAGUUCCUGCAAACCCAUGGAGCGAACAAGAUGCGCAAUCUGCAAAAACAAACGGGAGCUUACCAUUGUUACAUGGUGUGAUACCUUCUCCGCCGCCGAUACCCCCUGGUUUUGGACCUAUUGCGCCUAUACAGGCACCAGCACCGGUAAUUCAGGGAAGACCCAGAAACGCAUUUCCUUUUGACUUUUGGCCAUCUAAGCCUUGGGAUACCGAACCGUCCGACGAUGCAUCGCUCGCUGCGGGAAUCUCGGCACGCCCAAUAUCGAAAGGGAUGGAUCAUCAGGCGUUGUGGCAGUCUACUCAUCCUUUCAUGUGGCCUCCUCAAGAUCAGAAGGAUUGGAGAAACGGUCGGUUUCUUGAAGCAGGAGGCCACGGUUUCACUCAACUGUGGUACCAGGUUGACGAGACGAACAGUAUCAUUCAAAGAAUGGUGGUAAAAGAAUCGCGACCGCAGCCGCGUUAUUGGCGUGAUCCUGUCCAAUGGCGCGACCAAAAGCCACGUGAAAUCUACAUGCAUCAAUUAAUCGAUGGCAAUCGCGAAGCAGGCAGCGGGACCAAUCAUGAAAAUCUCAUUGAACAUUACGGGUACCGACUGAUGAUGGAACAGCGCCGCUACCGCGUCUUCCUCAACUAUUACGAAGGAGGAGACCUCGAGCAAGCACUUCGAGAUCACAGCAAAGCGACAAUUUGUAGACUUGAGAGAUUGGGUCCAGACGAGCCUGUUCCUUCGGGUUGGGAAUGGGACGACACCCACUUGUGCUAUCGAGAAAACGGAGAGCUACCCGAAAUCAUCAGCGAGAGGCUGAUAUGGAAGAUAAUUAGCGAUAUUGUGACAGGGUGCCAGAUCCUUCAUUACGGGCAGCCUAGCCAGAACGGUGUACAAGUGCUGAAGCCCGAAUGGAAGCCGAUCACCCACUGUGAUCUAAAGCUGGACAAUAUUUUCAUUCUGCCACCGGAGAAAGAACCAAGAUUUGGGGAAGAUGAAUCAGAGUUUCCUACCUUUGUCAUCGGAGAUCUAGGCAACGCCUUCACAGCCAUGGAACACACGGACCCCCUAUCCAGUGAAAACCCCCAUGAAUACGUCAUGAGAAUCCGGUUCGAGAGGCUACCUCCCGAACUGCAAUUCCUCAUGAUGGGCGAUGCAGAAAGACCCGGUCCAGUCCCUAUCGCGGAAAAGUCAGAUGUGUGGCUAAUCGGUUCUAUACUGUAUUACCUCCUUUCCAACCUUACCAGGAACGGGCAAGGUCCGUGCCGCUUUGUACCCAACACGGAGUUCGAUUACGACUUCUUCGCUGGAAGAAAUGGCGAUCUAGGCCCCACGCAUGACGGUGCUUUGAAUCCUUUCCAGCCAAGAGAAUGCUUCCAGACUUUUCAUCGAUACUCGCCGGAGCUGCAACAGCUGGCGGCGAGUUGUUUGACGUGGAAGCCGCAUGAGCGCCCGUCGUUGCUGGAGAUGAGAACAAUGAUUGAUAGUUUCUUGGCAUCUCGUCCAGAUGUGGCAGCGGAUAGAAGAAUCAGGCCGUUAGUAGUUGAGAGAGAAAAGGUGUUCGCAGUUGGGCAGUACUUCCAAAAGCAGUAA
Exserohilum turcica Et28A is the source of this 1785-nucleotide messenger RNA. RefSeq lists its product as uncharacterized. The transcript has 6 exons. Gene Ontology annotation, molecular function: protein kinase activity; ATP binding. The record is from RefSeq and is a predicted model, not a curated record. NCBI's taxonomy places the organism in Eukaryota, Fungi, Ascomycota, Dothideomycetes, Pleosporales, Pleosporaceae. Gene Ontology annotation, biological process: protein phosphorylation. Bases 1 to 1785 code for a protein of 594 amino acids.